This is a messenger RNA of Panicum virgatum (switchgrass), 894 nucleotides long. RefSeq names its product BTB/POZ and MATH domain-containing protein 1-like. Lineage: Eukaryota; Viridiplantae; Streptophyta; Magnoliopsida; Poales; Poaceae. Gene Ontology annotation, biological process: protein ubiquitination. The coding region runs from base 1 to 894 and encodes 297 amino acids. The transcript has a single exon. Gene Ontology annotation, molecular function: protein binding. The record is from RefSeq and is a predicted model, not a curated record.
AUGGCAUCUACUGUCGGCGACCCAUCUACGACGACCAUCUCCACGAGAUCCUAUUAUCACGUGCUCCAGAUCGAUGGGUACUCAACAAUCUUUGAUACCCUAGCCGAUUUUUCUUGUGUCGAUUCACUCCCGUUCCCCGCAGGAGGCUAUAGAUGGCACAUCAACUUCUACCCCAAGGGAUCCAGCCCAGAAACUGCCGAUUUCAUCGCUUUAUUUCUCCUCCUUGCUGAUCCUGUCGAUGAUGAGGCCGUGACAGCAGACAUAACAUUCAGUCUGCUCAACCCAGACCUGCAGGAUUCAGUGUCGCUCUACCGACGCACCGGCAUCGCGCCGGUUGCCUUCUCCAAAUUGUAUCGGGAGUAUGGGUGCCCUGAUUUUAUCAAAAGGGAAUGCUUCGAGCGGUCCAGUAAGUUCCUAAAAGAUGAUCGUUUCGCCAUUAGGGUAGACGUACACAUUGUGAAGCGAGCGUCGUCAUCCAUGGUGGUUCCACCGUCUGAUCUGCACUGGCAUCUCCAUGGCCUCUUGUCAAGCAAGGAGGGUGCCGACGUCGAGCUGCGAGUCGGCGGGGAGAAGUUCGCAGCGCACCGGCUGGUGCUCGUGGCACGGUCAUCGGUCUUCAAGGCGGAGCUCUUCCACCAAACGGAGGAGGGCAGCACCAGCACCAAUGUCGUCAUACAGAUACGAGACAUGGAGACACGAGUGUUCAGGGCUUUGCUUACUUUCAUAUACACAGACGUAUUGCCAGACAUGGAUCAUCAGGAUGAGUUUGCAAUGACUGGACGUCUGAUUGUUGCGGCGGACAGGUACAACCUGCAAAGGCUGAAACUAAUGUGUGAAGAUAGAUUGUGCAGCCAUAUUGGUACAAGCUCCGUGGCAACUAUAUCUUGGCACUAG